GUCAUUGCUAUUUUGCAGUGUGUUACGUUGUCUUGAAGUAAUUCGAUAAUAUGAUAUAACGAACGCAGAAUCUGCUAUGAAAAACUAAAAGUGAUAAGUAUACCCGAUAAUUGUUAUAUGUAUUAAUAGUAGAGGUGGUGAUUAUGUUAGUGUUAAUUAGUUGUUGCAGUAUUUAAAGAGUAGAAUGUCGGUUCGCCUGUUUACAUCUCGAAUAAUCAACAAUGGUUUUAUGUUGCUGCGCCAUAUCUGCAAGAGAGAAAUUCACCCCAUCAAUAUUACUGAGAAAGUUAAUGUAGUACCCAAAGCCGGUGCGUCACGGGUGCAUGUAGCAACCGAUAAAGUUAAUGCAUUCUCCCGAAAUUCUCCCUUAAAAAAUGUCGGUUUGCAACUUACUGCACAUGCAAGAAGAAUUUUUGUUGAUAAUGUAUUAAAUCGGGUUACAAAUAGCAGUGCAAGCGAGCUAAGGAGAAGAGCUACCAGGAGGAUAUUUUUUGGAGAUUCGGGUCCCUUUUUUGCACUGGUUGGGGUGAGUUUGGCGUCAGGAUCGGGAAUCCUGACAAAAGAAGAAGAACUAGAAGGCAUCUGUUGGGAAAUUCGAGAAGCCAUCUCAAAAAUAAAAUGGAACAACGAUGACACGAAUAUUAACGAAACUGAGGUAGAGGAGACAGCUGUCACAUUGAACAAUUUAGAAAUCGGGGUACCACUUGAUAAAGGGGCAAACGCUGUAGUAUAUGCGGCAAAAUUAAGAAACGAUUCGCAAAUUCCAAACACCGAAGGUAGCGAAGAAGAAGAAGACUCGAUGAUUGAGUAUCCUCUAGCUCUAAAAAUGAUGUUCAAUUACGAUGUUAGAUCCGAUGCAGGAACGAUACUGAGGGCAAUGUCUAAGGAAAUCGUUCCGGUCCGAAAAACUUGUAAUGAAGCAUCCCACGCAGCAAAGAAUACGAAGUUUCUGCCUCCUCAUCCAAAUAUUAUAGCAAUGUAUCGAGCUUUUGCUGACAACAUACCUACCAUUAGUUCUUUAAAGGCCGCGAAAACUUUAUUUCCUAACGCAUUACCUACAAGAUUGUAUCCGGACGGUGAUGGACGUAAUAUGUCUUUGUUUAUCGUCAUGAAAAGGUAUAAUAUGAGUUUGGAAAAGUACCUAAUUAGCGAGAAUCCUUCAAUGAGAAUUCGUCUGUUACUUUUUUGCCAACUGUUAGAAGGCGUUACUCAUAUGUUUCGACACGAGAUAGCCCAUCGCGAUUUAAAAAGUGACAAUUUGCUUUUGGACACUUCCGAACAAAACGUACCAGUAUUGGUAAUAACGGAUUUUGGUUGUUGCUUGGCUGAUAAGUCUACAGGUCUACUUUUGCCCUAUACCAGUUACGAAAUUGACAAAGGUGGUAACGUUGCUUUGAUGGCACCGGAGAUCGUUAAUAAAACACCAGGCUCAUUCGCCACCCUUAAUUACACCAAAUCUGAUCUGUGGGCUUCGGGAGCAAUCGCCUACGAAAUUUUUGGCAUGACCAAUCCGUUUUACGAUGGUCCCCGAUGGAGUAGAUUAAAAAGUACCGAUUACAAAGAAGAUCAGUUGCCCGAAUUACCGGAUGAUGUUCCCGAAAUUGUUAAAUUUUUGGUUGGAAACAUCUUAAAGCGUAAUCCAAAAAAGCGACUCGAUCCCGAAACUGCAGCCACGAUUAUGCAAUUGAAAUUGUGGGCACCCAGUUCCUGGCUGAGUCCCGGAAUGUCCAAAUUACCAACACGUACAGAGAUAAUUCAAUGGUUGCUCAGUUUGGCAACUAAAAUUUUGUGCGAAGGACGACGAGUUAACGGCAUAGACACAAGUUCAAAGUCGGAUGUGGUCGUGGGAAAUGUGGAUGAAAUAAGAGAAUUAACAAAAGAUCAUCAAAAAAACAACAGAGGGCGCAGAACUUAUCCAGAGUAUUUGUUACUUUCAACUUUUUUGUCACGGACUAGUUUGAGUAACAUCAAGAAGGCCUUAAAUUGGAUACACGAUAAUUAUUACUAUUACUAUUAAUUAGCUUGCUCAUAUAAAUCGGUAUUGUUCGAUGAUUCGUAUGUUACGUUGUAAACUAGUCUAUUAAUUUUAUUUACUAGCGAAAGGAAAAUAAAACAAGGACUGAUGCUGUAAAUUGUUGAAAAAUAAAGGGUAU
Agrilus planipennis (emerald ash borer) is the source of this 2153-nucleotide messenger RNA. RefSeq names its product serine/threonine-protein kinase PINK1, mitochondrial (gene Pink1). Gene Ontology annotation, cellular component: mitochondrion. NCBI's taxonomy places the organism in Eukaryota, Metazoa, Arthropoda, Insecta, Coleoptera, Buprestidae. The record is from RefSeq and is a predicted model, not a curated record. Gene Ontology annotation, molecular function: protein serine/threonine kinase activity; ATP binding. Bases 185 to 2017 code for a protein of 610 amino acids. Gene Ontology annotation, biological process: positive regulation of mitochondrial fission; regulation of apoptotic process; protein phosphorylation. The transcript has 8 exons.